This is a messenger RNA of Plodia interpunctella (Indianmeal moth), 6075 nucleotides long. RefSeq names its product expanded (gene ex). Bases 358 to 4149 code for a protein of 1263 amino acids. Gene Ontology annotation, biological process: positive regulation of hippo signaling. The record is from RefSeq and is a predicted model, not a curated record. The transcript has 4 exons. Gene Ontology annotation, cellular component: cytoplasmic side of apical plasma membrane; cytoskeleton. NCBI's taxonomy places the organism in Eukaryota, Metazoa, Arthropoda, Insecta, Lepidoptera, Pyralidae.
GGUGAUGGCGUGGAGCCGCAGUCCGCGGAGGCUCCAGCCGCCAGCCUACAGCGGGCCUCGGUACCGCGCCACUAUCUUGCCGCAUUCCACCGAGCCGAAGUGCCGAAGCCGAGGCGCGCCCCGCGCGUGCCUUCACCGACCCACGCGCCCGCUUCGCUCGCCGCACUCACUCAGUUGAUCUUGCGCGCUCACAGACUUGGCGCGCUCGGAGACACGGCCUAUCCCUUUUCUAACAUCGCGCGAACAGUGAAGUGAAGUGCCAAUGGAUGCGGUUUACAUGGAAAUAUUGUGUCAAUAAAUUUACCAAAAUUGGAUUUGUCUCUUCAUGGGCGGGUAACAGUGGUCUCGAGAUGCGACAUGCGUGCUCUGUGUUCGGUUCGAGGGCCGCUGGGCGGCGAAGCGCGCGCGCUCGGCGCGGGCGCCCGCCUCCUCUCUCUGCGCAUGCCCGGGCAACCUCAACCGAUCCACUUCGUCGUCGAAGCCAAGGCCAGGGUCAAGGAGCUCAAAUCCUUGGCCAGCGCCCAUGCCCAGCUACAAGGCAUGACCGACACCGAUCUCUUCGGAUUAGCUAUUAUGCAAAAUGGAGAGUACUUGUUUGUUGAUUUGGAGAGUAAGUUAUCAAAAUAUGCUCCGAAGAGCUGGAGAUCGUCCCACACUCAUGGUCUGGAUGCAAAUGGAAAACCACUCCUCGAAUUGCACUUGGUGGUACAAUUUCACGUAGAAAGUCCUCUACUUUUGCACGAUGAGGUUGGGCGCCAUUUGUAUUUCUUGCAACUCCGGCAUAACAUCCGCACGAGAGACGCUCUUCCCGCCGAGGUGCUCUUGCUGCUCACCGGCCUCGCCUUGCAAGCAGAAUAUGGCGACGCCGACACUUAUGAAGAAAGGGAUUAUUUCAAAGUAGAAGAAUAUGCACCUGCUUCUCUCACGGGUGAUUGGGUAUCUGCUGCGAUGAGGGCCUGCCAUCGGGAACACAGAGGCCUCUCAAAAACUGACGCAAAAAUAAGAUUCAUUCGUGAAGUAUGCCUUCUUCCAGACUCAGUCAACUCGCAUAGGUACCGACUAAAGCAAUCAAAGUCCGAACCAGACCCAGGAACCGUUUGGUUACUCGUCACAGCUAAAGGCAUAAAAAUUUUACCUGAUAAUGGACCAUUGUCCAAUUUCAUCUGGAGUUCAAUCGGAAAGUUAAGCUUUGAUAGAAAAAAGUUUGAAAUAAGAUCAGAAGAAGAAAAAAUUAUACUGUACUCGUCAAGUGAAGAAAAAAGCAAAUAUCUUUUCGCGCUUUGCAAAGAAACUCAUCAAUUUUCUAUGAAAAUUGGUCCAAAAUUCAACGAUAUACAAAGACGGGAAGAAGAAGAGCGAAAGGUGUGUUAUGGCUAUUCAAAGUCUUUAAGUUUCCAAUAUAAUAACCACAAUAAAAGUGAACAGAGAAUAUCUGUUAUAUCAACUACAAGCUCCAAUACUACGUCAGGCAUUGUAAGCGACAGGGUACAAUCAGAAGAUGAACUAGAAAUAAUGAUAGACUCUCCUCCAGCACCUUCAACAGAAAGUUUAGCAUUUGCUCAUUUAUUAGACUGCUCAAACUCUUAUUUUAUACGUCAAAUAUCACAAGACGAGCCAUUGAACAAAACUUCGUCUCUAAAACUUCAGAAAAGCAAAGGCCGACUAAAAAAUUCGAAAACAGAAAGUGACAUAGCCUCUAAUAAUGAAAUUAGUUCCAUGAAUAUGGUUUCGAACUGCACAAUUUCACAAGAAGAAACAAAUGCUCUCUCUGAACAAAAAAAUACUGAUAGCGGCAGCCCAAUAUCCAAUAAAUUAAAGUGUACAGGAUCUCAAUGUUCAUCUUCAUGUAGCACAGUGAUCAUGGCAAGAGCAGGUCUAAGCACACUAAGCAGAGCCUCAAAUGCGAGCAGUUUAGAAUUAGGUUUCAGUCAUACAGCCCAAAACUCUAUGUUAAGCGAUAACAGUACAGUUGGUAUAGAUGUUGAAUAUUCUCAAGACACAGCUUCAGCACUGUACGACGGACUAGGACAGCCUGUGACUGUAGCUGCAUCUAGCGAAACAAGUGGUGUAUACACAAUGGGUAGCUCAGAACUAACUACACGCUCAAAAAUGGACGCGCUAUCAGAGGACAGCCGAACAGAUUAUAGUGGCUCUCACUACGAUAGUUACAAACCAACGAAGGAUAACGAUCUUGCUGAUUUUGACAGCGUCUCCUCUAUAUUGAAAAAUAAAUCUUCACGAUCUUGUCUUUCUAAUGUAACGCCUCGAUUACGAAUUCUAUCCGAUACAGACUGUGUAGAUGGAGCAUCAAACUUUUCAAAAAAAGGUCUUGACGAAGGUGAAAAUUUAUUUAGAGAACGAACUAACUCUAAUGUAAGCACGGUUUCCUUUCAUGGGGACGGCAGUGAUCCAACUGAUAACAAGCAUAAUUUACUCACUGCAAGUGAAUUAAGUGAUUUAAUUGUAGGACGAGGUGUGUAUCCAAAAAGCCAAUCAGUGAGUGAUACUUUAGACUCUGUAUCUGACUAUGUUAGAUUACCCAUCCCAUUUUCUGGAGAUAGUUAUCUUCAGGGUCAUGAAGAUACUGCACCUUCAGAUGACAACUAUCCCAACACAUCAUUUUUCGAUCGUCCUCCUACCCCUCCAGCAAGAAAAGAUAGUAGAAAAUUGCUCAAUUUAUCCCUUCCCAAUAUUGCUGACACAAAUGACGUAAUGUGUAAACCAAAAAUGUACAAUAAACCGCCACCACCAUACGAAUUUAAACACAAAACUUUAGGCUCUUGUACUUCCGCACCCAUGAAGGCACCUCCUGCGUAUCCAGGAACGUCAUCAUCAAUGACAUCUUUGAAGCAAGCCGAAGACAAUGAAGAGGUAGCAGCAAGGCUUGUUACUUCUAAACCUAUGAUUACAAUACUAAAAGCGGAAGCCGGUGACGUUAACACGUCUUGUGGAAGAACAUUCGCAAGUCCGAUGGUUGUCGAGCAUCGUUUCCAGAAGUCCAAAAGACAUCAAGCUUCAAGCCGCAGAGCAGAGAGAUCUAAAUUAGAACAAGGAACUACUCUUUCGCCAUCGAGAGAAUUGCCACCUCAUGGUAUCGAUUCAAAUUUGCUCGUAGCUAUGAUGAAGUUGCCGCCGCCUCCCCCGCCGCCACGACGCACUCGCCUGCCGCCGCCGCCGCCCGAAACCAGACUACCUCCACCGCCACCACCUCACAACCCAAUGUUCCAUCAACAGCUGUAUAGCGACGUAGAUUAUGUCUAUUACCCUUUACAAGAUCCUUUGAUAUCACAACAAAAUUAUCUCGAUCAUAAGCUUACUGAAUCGAGAUCGAACAUGCAUAAUAAAAAUGGUCUUCAAUACAGAAGUACUCCAUUCUUGUCCUCAUCAAUGUCUCCACCUUCUAUGUACGGAUCUAUACAAAAUCUGUCAGACUCCUACGUGCAGUUACCAGGGCAACGUAGCAGCUGGUAUUCUCUGACGAGCAGAAACUCGCUGAGCAAUCACUCGAUCAAUUUUGAACCUGUACUUCCUACACAUACACCUGAAUCCAACUUCAUUCGUGCCACGGUUGAAGAUAAUGUGUCGAAUGUGAAAGAACCGCCUCCUGUAAAGAUGAGGAGGAUGCCUCCUCCCCCCCCACCUCCCUAUGAACACAAGAAGAAGCUCCCUACACAUCUGCGUGAAAUUAAAAUUCCAAGUGUUAAUACAAAUGUGCAUAGUGUCGCGGGUGCAAGUAAAAUUAAAGACUCUACUAAUUGUGAUUUAGACAUUAAAUCUCUUAGAGAAAAAAGUAAGAAUUUAGACUUGCCUCUUAUAGCGGCAUUGUGCAAUGAUCGAUCUUUGUUGAAACAGACUAAAGCUUUCGGUGCUCCAAAGUUAAGUAAACAAACAGGUAGAGACUGUGAAAGUGAACGUAAGUGCCCCAAGCCUGUUAAUAACACCACCGAUAAUUUAGAAAUAAAGAUUAAACAAGAGUGUAGCAUAAAAAAAUCAGCAAUUGUGCCCCAGAAGAAGACGCUCAUACGAAAUCCUACAGAUAAGCUUCCCGCACUACCUGGAUCUGAGAAUCACACUCCUAGGGCAAUGUCUAACACCUAUGUAAUGCAUCCAAGUAUAAUGAAAGUAAAAAAAACACAACCUAGCUCAUGACAUUGAUAUAUCUCGCCUACUUCUUGUGAAUCCUUCCAGUGCUAUGAGGUUGCAUCCACCGAUUUAAUGCCAUAUAAAGACUGACCUUAAUCAAACCCGAUUAAGUUCUGCAUUUGUAAAAAAAGGUUAAAUCUAAAUGAAAGGUUCUAAUUUCGACCACAGAUUAUUUUAUUUUUCAUAGCACAAGUCGCGUUCAAGUUCAGUUUAUUUUAUAGGAAUUUAAAGGAUACCGUUAACAAAAAAUAUUGGCUUUUAAUUUUACAAAAAAAUAUAUUUUGACUUAAUAAUAAUAGAAACACUAAUUGCUUUUUUCUAUGUUAAAACUAGGUACGUGUCGCUUUUGAAUUUCUGUAUUAACUUUUUUUAACAAAUGCAGAUUAGUAAUUCAAAUAGUUUAAGAUAAUAAUAACAUAUUUUUUAAUUCUAAAUCACACACAUUGUAUUAAGUAUUUUUAGCAAGCGUCAACACAAGACCACACGAUCCAUCACUUUAUAGGUAGUUCUCAUUUCCGUAACAACUUGUAAUUAGCUUAAUUCAUUAUAUUAUUCGACUACUGAUUGUCAAAGUUACGUAAUGCCAAAGCUAAUCAGAUAUUGGUUAUAAUAAUUAUUCAUAUGUACUUGUUUAGUUUUGCAACACAAAGAAACAACGCUGUUCGUUAUUUUUAGUUAUCAAAAAAUGUAACCCGAUAUAUAUAUUUUUUUACAUUAAUAUUGUAUCGUUAAUUAUAUUAAUUAGCCAUUAUUGCGGCCCAAUGGCAUUACUUAGUUUUUCCUUCCGUUAACAUAAAUAUGCCAGGAAUUCAUUGUCUUCGGCUAAAAGUUCACCUAAAAUGGCGAAUUCAAGUUUUUUAUUACCACUCGGAAAAAUGUACCUACGACAUUUUUCCGAGUGGUAAUAAAAAACUUAGAAACUACACAAUGUACACGUCCACGUUACACAAAGUUCGCUGAUAGCGUAUUUAUAAAGCAAUGUAUGUAGAUUGACCGCAAUCAUGGCUCAUUGUGCAGAUCGCGCGUUCAUUCGUAAAUGGAUGGAGGUCGACUUUACCUUGAAUGCACAUCACAAUAGACACUACAAUAUCAGAAUAUUUAAGUCGAUCCCCUAUUUCAUUACAGUACAAUUACAACGCCCAUAAUUAGGAUUACAUUCAGUUGUGUUAAUUUUAAAAAUCUUUGUCCUCAUUAGUUUUUUACUCGACAAAUGCCUUUUAUCCAUUUCCACCUUUUUAAUACUAUAUUUUCAUUACCCAAAUAAUUUCAAAUCAAUGUGUUUCCUAACGAACACUAUUUUUAUUAUCAUUUUGGUAGCAUUAUCGUAAAAGUCGCAUUUAUUUAAUAACGCCUAACGGUCUUAAACCCGAACUUCCUAGGCAGUUGAAGAAAUAAAGAGAAAGAUAUUUUAAUUCAAACAUUCCUUUCUUUUUAUGUAGAAUCAUUUAGUACUUAGCUUAAGGUAGUCACGACGACGUGUGCGAUGACGAAAUACGAUUAGGUAAAUUAUUAAGUACCUACGGCUUAUGUAUGACGUGAAAUCACUAUGUGAUAGUGAUCAUCUUAGCAACCAUUACUUGAAAUAUGAAAAAUACUCUCCCUUAAAAUAUUACCUGAUAUAGAAUAAAUUAUGUGUAGAUAUCUAAAUCUGAAGUCGUUACUUAGUCAGUAAAUGAUGGAAAGAUAGCAGCGGCAAGGUAUUUAUUUUGUUUACAAUCAUGUGUACAUAAUAAUACAGUCUGGAUAUACUAAGUACAUAAUAAUUAUUUGUUUGCAAUGUGUACAAAUGUAUAUUAAAGUUUGGUAAAUAUGGCAUGUUUUUUUUUUAUUUUUUUUAUUUCUUCAAAGUAGAUAUUUAAAAAAACAUUACUUAUACCACAUAAUACUUUUAAAAUAAACUAGUUUAAAUGUAUACUUAAAAAAAAAACAAAA